CCACUAACUAACCAAAACACUGCGCAGUGCGCACUGCUGGGAAAUAAGUUUGACAAUUUAGCAGAAAAAUUACGAUUAAGAAACGAUUCGAGCCAACAACGGAAAAGCUAUUUUAUUGGGAAAACACAUGAUGGCGUUCUCCAGCUUUUCUAAUAGAGUUUUAUCUGUUGCGAGACGAUUCAGCACAUCUAGUAGUUGCAAAGGAUACAAUAAUCUCACGACAAUGAAGAAUGAUAUUAAAGGAGUAAGGAAAAUCACAAUGUCUAAUCCUAAAAAGAGAAAUGCACUGUCUUACCAGAUGAUGGAAGAUUUGAUAGACGACAUCUCGCUUAGCGAUGAUGAUCCUUCUCUCCGAUGCAUUGUGAUUGCCGCCGAGGGGCACGUUUUUUCUGCUGGACAUGACCUCAAAGAACUGUCUCAAAGUGGAAUGCCAGAAAAGGUAUUCGAGAUGUGUUCGAGCUUGAUGGCUGCCAUUAGAAAUAGUCCUGUCCCAAUUAUUUCCGUGGUGAACGGGUUGGCUGCGGCCGCAGGCUGCCAGCUUGCAGCUGCAUCGGACAUAGUGGUGUGUUCUGAGAAAAGUUCAUUCUCCACUCCAGGAGGAAAUUUUGGAUUGUUUUGCUCUACGCCGGGAGUUGCGUUGGUUAGAGUUGUGCCAAGGCAGUUUGCAAACUUGAUGUUGUACACUGGAGAGCCUAUUUCAGCGCAGCAAGCUGUGCAGAUUGGAUUAGUUGCCAAAGUUUGUGAAGAAAGUCAAUUAGACGAGGAAGUAAUAAAAAUUGCGAGCGCAAUAAUGCUAAAGCCAAGAGACGUGGUCGCCUUGGGAAAGAGAUUUUUGAACCAGCAAGUGGAAAUGGAUGUGAUUUCGGCCUUUAGACUGGGUGAGAAAGUGAUGGUUCAAAAUCUGGAAUAUGCAAAUGCUCAAGAGGGAUUGACCAGUUUUAUUGAAAAAAGAAAGCCACAGUGGAAGUAAACAUAUUUUGUGAUGAAUAAAUUUUUAUUAUGUGAAAAAGAGUA
Cloeon dipterum is the source of this 1014-nucleotide messenger RNA. Its product is annotated as enoyl-CoA hydratase domain-containing protein 3, mitochondrial. Gene Ontology annotation, molecular function: hydro-lyase activity. The transcript is spliced from 7 exons. Lineage: Eukaryota; Metazoa; Arthropoda; Insecta; Ephemeroptera; Baetidae. Bases 128 to 970 code for a protein of 280 amino acids. Gene Ontology annotation, cellular component: mitochondrion. The record is from RefSeq and is a predicted model, not a curated record.